Molecule: messenger RNA, 1182 nt
Organism: Populus euphratica (Euphrates poplar)
Lineage: Eukaryota; Viridiplantae; Streptophyta; Magnoliopsida; Malpighiales; Salicaceae
Product: clathrin interactor 1-like
Exons: 4
Coding region: 91-936 (281 amino acids)
Biological process (GO): endocytosis
Cellular component (GO): clathrin vesicle coat; endosome; plasma membrane
Molecular function (GO): phospholipid binding; clathrin binding
Source: RefSeq, a predicted model, not a curated record
UGCUGCUAAUGGAGUAGUUGCAUGUAUUACGUACGCUACUGAGAAUUCCGAGAGAAAACAAAGUGAAAUAUUCUUCUCUAGUCAAAGAACAUGGCUAUGCUUCUAAACAAAAACAGCAAGAUGGGCAGCCCUCUUCUCCAUGAAUUCAAGAGGCAAGCUUCUUUCUUCUUCAAAGAGAAAAUCAAAACUGCUCGUUUGGCACUAACUGAUGUUACACCAACAGAACUGUUGACAGAAGAGAUCAUAAAUGGAGAUCUUUGGGCUCCAGAUACACGUGCUAUGGGUGUUAUUUCACGGGCUGCUUUUGAAGUUGAUGAUUACUGGAGAAUUGUGGAAAUUCUACACAAGAGGUUGAUAAAAUUUGAUAGGAAAAACUGGAGAGUCUUUUACAAGACUCUGCUUCUAUUGGAACACCUGCUAACCCAUGGACCUCUACGGGUUGCUGAUGAGUUUCAGUGUGAUAAAGAUGCCAUUAAGGAGAUGUCUAGCUUUCAGUUUGUCGAUGAGAAAGGAUUCAACUGGGGAUCAAGUGUUAGAAAACUAUCCGAGAGAAUCCUGGAGCUUCUUGAAAAUGAACAGUUUCUCAAAGAAGAGAGGGCAAGCGCUCGUAAGUUAACACGAGAGAUUCAAGGGUUUGGUAGCUUCUCCCAACGAUCCUCUUCAGCUGAGGAAAACUUAAAAGCAUUAGGCUUCAGGACACGUUUGAGGUGUAACUCUAUCUAUAACCAUCAACACAAUCAAGAAAAAGAUGACGAGUUUAUGGACUCAAAGGGGAAGCUUUUGCACGAGGAAAGAAUCCAAAUCCAUGAGUAUACCAGCCAUCCAGCACUUGGAAACCAGGAGAAUAUUAGCAGAGAGGAAUAUACCGCAGAAGAUCAUCCAUUCUGCGACGACCAUCAUCAUACAACAGUACCCCUACUUUCUGAUGCAGAAUGAACUUUCCAAACUGUUUUUUUUCUCCUACUGGUUUGAGAGGACGUGAAGAAAUUAGAGAAUGUGGAGAUAUGUGAAAUAGGCCAAGUUUGUGUGUUCAUAUAAAUGAGAGUUCUUAUAAACGGACAGCAUAUUCAGCAAACCAUACAAUGUCUUCUAAGAUUCAAAAGUUUGUUCGCAUCUUUACUGUGAAAUCCAGACACACUUGUAUUGUAUUAAGAAAAAAGAAAUAUUCAUUGUUUUUCAGUC